This is a messenger RNA of Salvelinus namaycush (lake trout), 774 nucleotides long. Its product is annotated as troponin I, slow skeletal muscle-like. Gene Ontology annotation, biological process: muscle contraction. Lineage: Eukaryota; Metazoa; Chordata; Actinopteri; Salmoniformes; Salmonidae. The record is from RefSeq and is a predicted model, not a curated record. The transcript has 4 exons. The coding region runs from base 1 to 498 and encodes 165 amino acids. Gene Ontology annotation, cellular component: troponin complex.
AUGGUGGCCAAGGCGAAGGAGGAGAUCGAGCAGGAGAUAGUGGAUAAAGAGGAGGAGAAGGAGAGGUAUCUGACAGAGAGAGCACCCGCCUUACAGACCGGUGGCAUGUCCUUUGCUGAGCUCCAGGAGUUAUGUCGGGAGUUACAUGCCAAGGUUGACGUGGUGGAUGAGGAGCGAUAUGACAUUGAAGCCAAAGUCAUGCACAACACCAGAGAGAUCAAGGACCUGAACAUCAAAGUUUUGGAUCUGAGGAGGAAGUUCAAGCGGCCCAACCUGAGGAGGGUAAGGGUCUCUGCUGACGCCAUCUUGCGCUCCCUCCUGGGCUCCAAACACAAGGUCUCCAUGGACCUUCGGGCAAACCUCAAGUCAGUCAAGAAGGAGGACACAGAGAAGGAGAAGACAGUGGAGGUGAGUGACUGGAGGAAGAACGUGGAGGCCAUGUCUGGCAUGGAGGGAAGGAAGAAGAUGUUUGACGCAGCCAAAGGCACCCCUCAGUAGACAGAGAAUAUUACAGAUGUUUCUUUCAUUUCUAUUCAUCCUGAACAUUCAAAAUGCAUUAAUGGUUUAAAGUCUUGUUUCAGUGGCACUACAAUGCUUGUAUUUAUUGUUUAGCAAGGCUUACACAGUACAAGCUGUAUGCUGCUACAAUCACAAUGUUCUGCUUCAUCCUCACUGUUAAUAUUGGCCUGAGAAGAAAUUAUAGAGUAAAUGAUAGUUCAUGCAAUUCCACUCAUUUUGCCAUGGGGCAGAGAAAUAAUUUUGCCGUUUUAAAGC